Messenger RNA from Rhipicephalus microplus (southern cattle tick), 5205 nucleotides. Its product is annotated as fatty acyl-CoA reductase 1-like. NCBI's taxonomy places the organism in Eukaryota, Metazoa, Arthropoda, Arachnida, Ixodida, Ixodidae. Gene Ontology annotation, molecular function: alcohol-forming very long-chain fatty acyl-CoA reductase (NADP+) activity. The record is from RefSeq and is a predicted model, not a curated record. Gene Ontology annotation, cellular component: peroxisome. Gene Ontology annotation, biological process: long-chain fatty-acyl-CoA metabolic process.
GGCAACGGCAACCUGCAAGUUCGCCUCUGUGUGUAUCUGCUUUGCCCAGUUUCUUUUUUUUUUUUUAAUUCAUCUCUCCGAGUGCAAUAUCGGCGCGGGUAAAGAGGAUCGAAAUGGAAGUGUCCCAGAGCAGCUAAGUGGACGCCACCUGUGGAGAAACCACAAUGGCAGCAGCAGGAUGCCAAGCACAGCAAACUCCACCAUCAGCUGUGGCGAUCGAAGAUGCCAAGGGCUCCAUGAUUGCACAGUUCUACCAGGACCAAGUGGUCUUCCUCACAGGAGGAACAGGGUUCAUUGGAAAGGUUCUGCUGGAAAAACUGCUUCGGUCAUGUCCUGGUGUGAAGCAGGUCUACCUACUGGUGCGAGGCAAGAGUGGGGAAGGACCCGAAGCCAGGCUUGAAACAAUGCUCAAAUCUAAGGUGUUUGAGCGCCUUAAGCAAGAACAACCAGGUGCCCUUGAAAAAGUACGGGCAGUAGCAGGAGACCUGACUCAGCCGAACUUGGGGCUCAGCACAACUGACCAGGCUACCUUAGUUGCGAACGUCUCAGUUGUCUUCCACUCAGCUGCCACAGUCAAAUUUGACGAGCCUCUCAAACGGGCGGUUCAGCUCAAUGUUCUGGGUACACGGCGUGUAGUGGACCUUUGUAAACAAAUGCCAAACCUUUGUGCUCUUGUACAUGUAUCGACAGCAUAUUGCAACUGUGAUAAACCAGAAGUAGAUGAGGUGAUAUACCCCCCACCUGUAGAUCCCCAAAAAUUAUAGAAGCUGCUCAGUAAGUGGAUGGAUGAUAAGAUGAUGGACACUAUGAGUGGAUUCCUACUCGGGCAGCGGCCAAACACCUACACCCUUACCAAGGCGCUAGCCGAGUCACUGGUGCUUGACGAGAGAGAAAAGCUACCAGUCGCCAUAGUCCGGCCUUCCAUUGUCACUGCCUCAUGGCGGGAGCCCUUCCCAGGUUGGGUAGACAACUACAACGGCUUCACUGGUAUCAUAGUCUCGUGUGGGCUCGGCUUGUUGCAGUCGGUAAUUGUCGAAAAAGAUCGUAUAGCUGAUGUCAUUCCUGUGGAUGUUGUGGCUAACAUGCUCAUCUCUGUCGCCUGGCACACUGCCACAACAAGGCCAGAACAUGUUAGGGUCUACCACUGUACUAGUGGUACCUUACAGCGACAGACUUGGGGCGAGGUGACUGCGACGACGCAGAAGCUAAUUGUUCGGCACCCACUGCCCCACGUCAUGCGCUUCCCGAAGGUUGCUCUGACCAACAGUGCAGCGUGGCACAGUCUCAACUUGUACUGCCUCCAUUACCUGCCUGCAUGCAUAGGAGACCUUGCUUUGCAGUUGAUAGGACGCAAGCCCAGAUUCAUAUCCCUCUAUCACAAGGUUCGUAAGGGCAUCGAUGUUGUGCAGUAUUUUACAACUAACGGCUGGCUGUUCCGAUCAAACAAUGUGGUGGCGCUCGUGGAUGAGCUCUCCUCGACAGAUAAGCAAUUAUUCAACUUUGAUGUGCGAAACCUCGAAUGGUACUUGUACUGGGAACAGUACAUAUUGGGCAUUCGCAAGUACCUCUUCAAGGCUGAAGUCUCCAAGCUCCCAGAAGCGCGAAAACACAUGAAGUGGCUUUAUAUCAUGCACUUGUGUCUCAACCUGCUUGUGGUCACAUUUGUGUGGCGACUGCUCAUGACACGGUCGCAGACUGCGCGAAACCUCUGCUACUUCAUGCUGACCUUUGCCAUGAGGUUGUGCAAGAUGCUGCCCUCCCUGCGUACCCUGUGAUCUCGGCUGUCACAGAUGAUGCGGUGACAACUGUUCAGUGCAAGAUGACGUGCACCAACAACGACCACGGCUGCUGAAAACUGCCCAGCUGCCCCAGUGGCCACAGAGACUGUUUCAAAUGGCCACUCUUUCCCACCAUUCCUCUUGCUCCUGGCCAUGCAUACCCCUACGCAUUUGUCACUCGAGGAACUAAAUACCCUGGCAGCUUCAAGUGAACAUGGCUAUGUGAAUCCUAUAUGGCAACUCAAAAUGAAUGAGGUGUUGCUGCUGUCACUUAGGUCACUAUUGAAAACACUUUCCACUUCAUGGGCACUUUGUAUUUGCAUACACUGUAUGUGCUCAGAUUAGCCGAGCACACAUGCGCAGACAUGGUCUUUACACAGUGUUUACAAUACUACAUAAAAUAUUUACUAUCUCAGCAGUCUGUAACUAGCUGGACUUUCCAUGCCAACGCUAUUAUUCACUGCAGUCCAAGCACAGCUUUACCAUGCUGCAAUAUUGACAAAAUGCUGCUUGUAGCUGGCUUUCUCGGCAAGUUGCACACUGUGAAUUACAUUGCAGUGGAACCGUAUAGGGAAGUUGAGGCUCUCUACCUUAUAGGCAGCCUCUCCAAUUUUCCCCACGCUUAUACAAACUAUCAUUAAUCAUGAUAGGUGUAGAAUUGCUAUGUUAAAACUAAGGAGAACAGUUAUUCUUUCGUUGACACCUUAAACAUACCGAGGGCCAAAAUUUGUAACAAUUCUUCACUGUUUUUAUUAUUGCUGCCCUCUUUCAUGCACUCACACAAAGCUGCACCCUUGCCAUUGCCAGUAUCAGGUGCUUGAUGUGAUAGAUAAGAAAUGAAUAGAAUGAGAGGUGAAGAGUCCUCACAAAAUGUGGCCCCAGAUUUACCAUUUCUUGGCAUUCUUUGAAAAUAGUAGUUUCUCUUGCUAGCUCUCAGUCAACAGUAAUUGAGCUUAGCAGUACGUACUUCCUGCAUCUUGAAAACGUGUGCAUGUAUCUUUUUUUUUUUGGCAUCUCAAUGGUGGCGCAUAAAAAAUGUGAUAAGCUUGCGUUGCCCGAAUGAUUUUAGGAUAGUUUCAAACAGUGUAAACUUUCCAAUGCACUACAGUGUCUCCUUGUUCUUUGUUGGCUUUUUUUUUGUCAAAUGUUGGUUUCUUGCACCUGCAUGAAUAAUACAACUGAUCUUUUUUAAGGUGAUACAAGAUUAUACAAUCACAAAAUGUAGGAAUGCUGUUCAUUGCAAGUUUAUAUAUAAGCCUUUUUUUUUUUCAUGCUGACAUGUGGAGGUGUCAAUGAUUACUUGGGAGAGUUGUCUUAUUUUUCAGUGAGCAUAGAAUGUUGUUGGCAUUAAAUAUACAAAGCUUUAAAUUGGAGGCCUAGUCAUACUCUUUUUUUUUUAAGUCUGCAUUCUGUGUCUGCAAUACAAGCUUUCAUUGGUGAAUACUAAGCUUGUUCUGAAGCAUGGGGAUGCAGCGGCAAUUUUUCAGCUCCUUGCAGAGUGAACAGCGACAAUUGUUGGCAAAGCAAGAACGCUUGUCUCAGAUUCCGCAUCAACUUUUAUACAUCAGUAAGACCUUAGCAACAUUUUUUAAACUGCCAAUUGUUUCGAGUGCAAUAGUAGCGGAAUUUCGGUUUUUACUCAACUGCCUAGAGCAGCGUGACGCAUACAUAUUCUCCCGAAUGCCGUGUAUCUUAGUUGCAAAUGUACAGCUUUAUAUAGCCUAACAUAUUUCACACCGUGUUGGUUCCUCAGCCCUAAUCACUCUAGACGAGACCAAUGCCACCCGCUGUCUCAGUGCUUUGCAGCCAGUGCCUUGAGUCUGCAGUUGCUGGAAGAUAACACUCCCCGUCCCUGACGGUGCCACCUGCACCCCCAUCCCCCUGCAGAGACUGGCUAUGCAUAAUGAGUAGUGGUGCUUGUGUGCAUCGAGUGUCUGGCUUUGAACUGAAAAGACGCGAUUAUGCUUAGCUUGCAAAAGGAGCGCGGUCACGCCACGUGCAGUCGACGGGGUAACAAGUCAGAGGAAGAGCACAGCGACCUACCCAAUGCCUAGGCCACUUCAGUGUGCCACCUCAAAUUCUGCAGCAGUUCAAGUAACUCAAGUAUCCGGUUGGUCCCAACAAAUGGUUCAGUUCAGCAAAAUAUUGUUUCUGCUGCUGCACAUCAUUUGCUUGUGAUAGUCUGCUGCUGCACAUCAUUUGCUUCUGAUUUAUCAGUGCUGUGCAACUAGUCUGGUGUUUAUUUUAGCAGGACCCAUGUUUUGAAUAUGGCUUUUUACGGAAGCUGAAGGGCAUUAAACAAUGACCUACGUAAAGCUAACCUUCUCAAAGGCUACUUGUCAAGUAAGAGGUUCUGCCUCUUAACUGGUGCUGCAUCUUGCAAGAUCAAUGUCAAGAGACUCACCAUCAGAGCAGCAAAUCAAGCUUGGGAAGACAAUGUGGCACAGCACAACAGAAAGCACUUGUCAACUGUAGACUAUUGUAUAAAUGCGGUCAAUAGAAGACCACAUUCAAAUGUUAAAUAGUACUAUUUCCUUUCCCAGAUGUAUAUUACUUUAAAAUCUCCUAAAAAGAAAAAAAGCCUGCCACUGAUGACUACAUCAAGCAAUAGACAGGCAGCUACAUUGUUCACCUAUAAUGGUCAGUGCACAAUGGUCGUGCUUGGUAUGCUAAUGGGCAACUAGUUGUUUUGCUAAAAUAUGGAAACCUUUGUACAAGCUGCACUUUAAGCAAGCAAACUGCUUUCGCCACCUUGCAGGCUGCUGUUUUAUGUACAUGGUACCACUCUGCACUUUUUAAGAAUGGCUGACACUAUAUAACGCACAGAGUCAGCUCAUAAAAAACUUCGAAGUGCUUGGUCUCAGCACAGAUGUGUCUGCAACAUGGAGGAGGUGGGGAAGCACUACAUUUAGCUUGUGAAGUCAUUGUACAUUCCUUACUGCCCAUCGAAUGCCAUAAUAAUGUUUGCCACGUAGUUAGUUUUGGCUGCUCCAUUUCACCCCUUUCUACGGUAUACCGGCCCCGAGCAAUUCCCGACGUGCCAGCUGGCACGACGAAUGUGCACAAACAGGGAACUUGUACCUUGCUCUGAUGCUGUAUUCCUCUAGGAUAUCUUUUUGCAAUUAAACAACACAGUGGUCAUCUGUGCGUCGGUAUGACCGAGAUGUCGCUUUUUCUUAAAUAUUUCUUAGUGCCAAAGUGUACAAUGGGAGAACGAGUCGGUGCAUAGCAAAGGCACUAGUUUAUGAUGCAGGACAAAGAUACAGAGAACGUGAGAUUGCCUAUGUCGCUAAAUUCUAGCAUGGUAGUCAAGCUUUUUAGAACAAGCAUCCUUUUUGGGGGCUACUUACAAGGCUGCGCACAGCUGUAAAAAUAUACAGUGCAGACACUGUCAUCACAAAUUGAAAUAAAAUCUUGCAAAGGUGAA